Carya illinoinensis is the source of this 390-nucleotide messenger RNA. RefSeq lists its product as uncharacterized. The transcript has a single exon. The coding region runs from base 1 to 390 and encodes 129 amino acids. The record is from RefSeq and is a predicted model, not a curated record. Gene Ontology annotation, molecular function: RNA-DNA hybrid ribonuclease activity; nucleic acid binding. Lineage: Eukaryota; Viridiplantae; Streptophyta; Magnoliopsida; Fagales; Juglandaceae.
AUGGCACUGGCAAAGCAUGCAUUGUACAAGGAGGUGCUGACAGAUGAUAGAGACAGAACAGUGGGAAGACAAACAAUUGGACAUAGGCAGUCUUGGAAACCUCCUGAGUGGCCUAUUUAUAAAGUAAAUUUUGAUGUAGCCUUUGAUCAAGCUAGAGGAAGAAUGGGGAUAGGAGUGGCCAUAAGGGAUUCAGAAGGGGAACUAUUGGGGUGUCUGAUUGCACCAAAGGAGAACGUCCCUUCAGUUUUCCAAGUUGAAUGCUAUGCCCUUCACAGUGCGAUGGUUUUAUGCAUUGAGUUAGGUUUGCCACAAGUGUGUUUUGAAGGGGAUGCAAAAGCUGAUAUAGAUGCUGUUAACUCAAAUGAUGAAGAUAGUUCUUGGUCUGGAUAA